Messenger RNA from Hemicordylus capensis (graceful crag lizard), 2916 nucleotides. Its product is annotated as dual specificity protein kinase CLK4. Gene Ontology annotation, biological process: protein phosphorylation; regulation of RNA splicing. NCBI's taxonomy places the organism in Eukaryota, Metazoa, Chordata, Lepidosauria, Squamata, Cordylidae. Gene Ontology annotation, molecular function: ATP binding; protein tyrosine kinase activity. The transcript has 12 exons. The record is from RefSeq and is a predicted model, not a curated record. Gene Ontology annotation, cellular component: nucleus. The coding region runs from base 322 to 1662 and encodes 446 amino acids.
ACCGGUUCUUCUUUUCCUUUCUUUUCCUCGGGCAUUGGCAAGGGGGUGGAGCUCGGCCCUCUUGACGGCAGUGGGCUCGUGACGUCAUCCCGCAAUUCUUCUUGACUGGGGGCGGGAGAGGGAACCGCCAUUUUGUUUGUUGGCGGCGGGCGAGGACGGGGCUCUUCAUUUUCAUCGUUGGCUGUAAGUGACGGAGGGGGACUGGCCACGUCUCUUCUCUCCGACUCGGUCGUUAGGUCGUAGGGAAGUGGGAGAGUAGGUCCGAAACAGCGAGCCCCUUCCUUUGCUCCGCAACGGGAGUCGGGGGAUGGGAUACGAAAGAUGAAGCACUCAAAGCGAGCCCAUUGCUCUGAUAUGGAUGAUAGAAAGAAAGAAGAAAAGAGCAUAAACAGCCAAAAACGCAAAAGGAGGUCUCACAGCAGUGAAAGAGAUUACAAACAUCAUAAAUCCCAUAAAACUGCAGACAGUAGCAGUUUGGAUGAUAGAUCCAUACAUGACAGAGACCGUCAUGACCGGAGAUAUGUUGAGGAAUACAGAAAUGACUUCUCUGAUGUAGAUGACCACAAGCAUUGUCACAGAGAUAAUGAAAAGAAUCACCGCCAUCAUGAUAGCAAAUCUGCUCGAAGCAGGAAAAGUAGUCAUAAAAGAAAGCAUAAGAAACAUGGCCACAGUUACAGCUCGCAUUCGAAGAGUCACCGAAGGAAAAGAUCCAGGAGUGUAGAGGAUGAUGAGGAGGGUCACCUGAUCUGUCAAAGUGGAGACGUGCUAAGAGCAAGAUAUGAAAUUAUUGCUACUUUAGGAGAAGGUGCCUUUGGAAAAGUGGUAGAAUGCAUUGAUCACCACAUGAGAGGGAUCCACGUAGCAAUAAAAGUAGUGAAAAGUGUUGGUAGAUACCGUGAAGCAGCUCGCUCAGAAAUUCAGGUACUGGAGCAUUUAAACUCCUUGGAUCCCAGCAGCACAUUCCGUUGUGUACAGAUGUUGGAAUGGUUUGAUCAUUGUGGUCACGUUUGCAUUGUGUUUGAGCUACUGGGACUCAGUACCUAUGACUUCAUUAAGGAAAAUAGCUUUUUGCCUUUUCCUAUUGAACUUAUUAGGAAGAUGGCUUAUCAGAUUUGCCAAUCUAUAAAUUUCUUGCAUCACAAUAAGUUGACUCAUACAGAUCUGAAACCUGAAAAUAUUUUAUUUGUAGAAUCUGAUUAUGUAGUAAAGUACAAUUCUAAAAUGAGGCGAGAUGAACGCACACUGAAAAACUCAGAUAUUAAAGUUGUAGAUUUUGGAAGUGCAACAUAUGAUAAUGAGCAUCAUAGCACUUUAGUGUCUACAAGACAUUACAGAGCACCUGAAGUUAUAUUAGCGCUUGGGUGGUCCCAGCCUUGUGAUGUCUGGAGUAUAGGAUGCAUUAUAAUUGAAUAUUACCUUGGCUUUACAGUAUUUCAGACACAUGAUAGUAAGGAACAUCUGGCAAUGAUGGAGAGGAUACUAGGGCCUCUACCAAUGCACAUGAUUAAAAAAUCAAGAGCAGCAGUUUCCAAGCGACACCAUCUGGAAUCUACCAGAGAGGUAGGAACAGAGCCACCCAAUCCCACUUCUCCCAGGCAACCCAGAAGGAUAUUAAGUAGGGGUGUGUGCAGACCAAGUUUUGUAGUACGGUUCGAAUUCUGACUGAAUUCAAACCAAACUGCCACACUAUAGAUUCCAGCGCAGACCCCUGUCAUCUUUAUUCUUGAAGGGUGUGAGUCAGACUAAUCCUUGUAGACUUAAAAGUAUGGUCUUGGUUUGAAAAAGGAAACACAGCCUUGAUUAUAGAACUAAGGUUUGAACUUAAGUAAGGGACAGCCUUGCAUGCAGCUUGGGGGAGAGGUGUCUUCCUACAAGCCUGACUGAUCCUGGAUCUAACUCUAGAAAAAAGAUAAACUCACAUGAGGUGUUCUUUCUGAUGUUCACCCACCACCACCAACAUAUACAGAGCUUCCCUACUCUGUGGCCAUUCAUUGCAAAUGCACUUAUCUCUUUUUGGCACUCAAGCUGGCUUCUCUCGAUUAUUGGAAAUUCAUGACAUUCAUUGAUUUCAGUGUGUUUAGCAUUGCAUAACCUAAUAUGGCAGGCAAACUGUUAUUUUUCCUUAUGUGUGUGUGCGUGCUGACUAGAGCCUUCUCUUAAUCACCUUCCACUGCUGUUCUGCAGUGAAUUGCUGGAGAUUAAAAAGGAAGGAAGAGUGCCCUGCACUGUGGGCAAGCUGACCCUUCCUACUUUAAGACUAUAGUCCUAUGCAGACUCACUAAGCAGUAAGUCAUAUAAGCUCAGUAGGAUUUACUUCCAAGUAAAAAAGGAUAUGGCCACAACAGUUGCCAUCAGUGCUCUACUGUGAAAAGCAGGGAAUGUACAGCAUUGCUGGCAGCUAUCUCCUUUUUUCUCAGAAGGGGGAAGAAUGGUGGUAGAGCUCUGAACUUUUGCAAGGGAAGUGUCCUUGAAGAGCAAGCAGGGUGGGUUGGAAAAAUGCUUGAGGACAAAAAGGGGAGUCCAAGGACCUUUGGUGCAAAAAGCAGUGGAAGGCUCAGAUCCUAUCCACACUUAAUGCAAGUAAAUUCAUGAGACCCACUUCUGAGUACUGUAAAUGUCUAUAUGAUUUGACUGCAAAGGUCACAAAAGCUGGCAGAAGCAAAUGAGAGACUUGGAUUAAGUUGGAAACAAAUUACUAUUUAGAACAGACCAAAUGAAGGGCCAUCAGAAUGCAUGAAAGAUGGACCAAAACUGAAGAUUGACAGAGAUAGCAAGGAAAAAUAAUCUAAGUAGUAGUUGGGUUUGAAGGAAAUUGGUAUUGGACUAUUCCAAGGAGAAGGGUAAAAUGGUUAAGAAGAAAAGAUACAUCAGACCUAGAGCAAAAGGAGUUGUAAAAUUCUUUUUCAUCCUUUUUGU